Peronospora farinosa is the source of this 4188-nucleotide messenger RNA. The record is from the annotation of a GenBank genome assembly. NCBI's taxonomy places the organism in Eukaryota, Oomycota, Peronosporomycetes, Peronosporales, Peronosporaceae.
AUGAGUGACGACGAUGUUAUUAAUACUCAUACCCGUUUACGACGUCGUAGUCGUAGUAGUAAUGCAAUUCUUAACUCCUUGACGUCGGUAUCAAGUAUGACAGGUUCUGAUACGAAGCAAGAAACUACGAUAUUAUCUCCUAAUACUAUAGGACUUGGAUGCAAUGACUCAGUGGACCACGUAAAAAGCACUGGACGUCGUCUAAGUCAUUCUGGAUUCAAUCCAUUUCAACAAAGUAAUGGCUCCAGUUCAUCGUUUCGAUUAAAUAGUGCAGGAUCAAGUUUUCGAGCAGGAGCAGGUGUCCCCGUCUCGUCAUCAGCAUUACGUAAUCAUGCAAGUUUUUUCAUGAUGGACAUUGAUGCUGCACGACAAUCAAUUGAUGCUCGUCAUGGAGCCAUGAAGGAUGAAGAGGAAAAUGCAGUACCAGAUGGUGGAAAAUUGACAAGGAAUAUGCUUGAAGAUUCUAAUACGGAAAGAAGAAAAAGUGGAGCCGAGAGAUGUAGAAGAGCCUCAUCAUUGGAUUCAAGUCCACCAUUGCCUCCGGAUAGUACAAUAUCAGCAGAGGAAGUGAUUCGAGAAAGCAUGGCCAGUGCAUUAAGCUCGUCGUUGUAUACGGACAAGGACGAUUUUUUAAUACCACAUCAACGACGAUCUACUACAGUGAGUGGCACUUUGACAGCCAAUGAACGAGACUCGUUGGCCUUGUCGAGACAUUCACGAGAUAGUUUGGCAUUUUCAUUUUCAAGUCGUAGUACAUUUCGAAGAAGUACAAUAUCGGAGCAAAUGCUGUAUGAGACCGACUUGUUUGAACCAGAACGUGAAUUAAGUGCUCAGGAACUAUCUGAAGUGCUAAGCGGCUCGGAUGACGAUAUUAAUAGUUAUGAAGUUACCAGCAUAAAGGAGGAAGAAGAGGACGUUAAACUUGAAAAUGCCAGAUCGCGGUGGGCACAGCACGUCAAGCUCAAGGCACGGAGUUUUCUCUACUCUACAGUAGCGGGUAACAAACAUGGAGCACCUGCUGCUAGUGAAAGUAGUAAUGGGGGUGCCCUAUCUUCGAUAACGCCGACGUCAGCAGAGAUAUGGGCAAACAAACAGAAGCAGAUUCUUGCGCAAAUGAGUAGUGGCAGUGGUGGCUUUAGUGCCAUACCGGGCAUCUCGUCAGCUACAUCAACAUUCACACAGCAUCAUUCGCUGCUUUCCCCACGACCAUCAUUUGGACCAGCGACUAAUAGUGGCGCCAAGUUCCAGAAGUGGAAUCGAUGGAUGCAUGAUCGAUAUCAGCAUAAUUUCGGCAAAGCAGUGCAGCGUACUUUGAAGGACGAGGUUUUACAGCGGCAGCAACAGCAACAGCAGUUUCCGUUUCCAGCGCAUCAGCCAAUCCCUGACCCAACAACUCUUAUCUCGAUUGAGGAAGUUAUUAGCAACCCGCGUAUGAUGCGCUACUAUGCUGCAUGGCUUCCUGACCCUGCAGACCAAAGUAAAUUGUUUUUUCUCUGUUCCUUUGAGGAGUAUCGUCAAUGUUGGUGCACGUUGCGUGCUAACUACCAGAAAAAACCUCUUGCGAAGGAUGAUGUGCUCAUGUUACGCACAUACGGCGUCAAGAUUGCAAUGAAAUACUUGGCGAAAAACGCUCAAUUUCCAAUUAAUGGUCCUGCUGAUGCUGACGAAGGAGGAAAUGAAAAUGACGAUCCUCCACUUGUGGAUUCUAACAAGCUACGCUCUAUCAAACGUGACCUAGCUGCUGGGGGUGAAGAUGCGCUACGCACUUUUGACGAUGUCGCCGUGAAGGUGAAACGCGUGCUCAUGUUCAAGUUUCCUGAGUUUCGCAAAACGGAGCUUUACACUGAGAUGCGGAAGACCGUACAGCGUGAAGUCAUCUGCCUAGAGGAUAUACUGAUGAACCACCGGUUUGCCAACUUCUUUUGGAUUUUCCUUUUCCCACACAACUAUCAUCGCGAGAUCGCACUGUGGUUGGACGUUGAAUACGAGUUCAAGCCUGCGUUUCGCAUUUAUAUGUUGCUCCUCAAGUCUAGCGGCAGCUCCCGAAAUGCCACGGGAUCUAGCAGCAACCAGCGUCGUGAGCGCAUUGAGCAGUCUGCUUACCGAUGCAGAAGACUGCUGAAAUAUAUUUCACAAAAAUACUACGCUGGAGACGCUGAAAUGCAGACACUCACGCGCACGUUAGUGACGUCCUGUGCCCGACUUCAGGCUGAGCAAGAUGCAAUUUUGACGAAGUUCAGUCUUCUUCAUCUAGAGUUAUAUCAUCGUUUUCUGACGAGCCGCGCUUACGCUGAAUUUUCGCUGUAUCCAAAGCUUUUGCCUGAGGAUGAGAAGGAUUCCAUUGACGACUCCAUGCGACUCUCCGCCCUGCUUAUGAGCUAUGGCUUGCGUGCACACCAUUGGGCUGGUGGUGGCACGGGCUCUUCAACGUCGAAUGGGUCAACCCUGUCGUCAUCUUCCACUGCUUGUGAUGCUGCAAGUUCAACGCCAAAGAAAAAGACUCUUGACUCACUACGUAGUGCGCGAAGCUUUGACGCUAUCUCGGGCGUGCUUACCUUUGAAGCUGUAUCCGUGCCAAUGACAGCCGAAAAAGCGGAAAGUGAUACUGACGAAACCGGUGUGUAUGAAGACCCGAUUGAACUGCAGGUAGUACAGCAUCAGUUACCUCAUGACCCAACAACACACGUCGUGGACAAAUCUGUCGAGAAUUUUCUUGUUCCUUGGAGUGCGGACCCUAGGCAUGUGGUUCUUACAGCUUCAUCCUGUCCAGCACCUCUUGCGUUUAACUUUCGCAUGGGUGACAGCAGUGCUGGCGCCUCGGCUGCUGAGUUAUUUGCGGCUUGCAUUGUGUUAUACAAGCCAGCACCCCCAUUGUCGUGGUGCAUGUUAAAGACAUCUCGGAUAGAAUCUUCACGUGGUUGUCGAUGGGUGCCUUAUGGCGUUUGUGUGCUGUCUAAAUUCCCAAUGGUGGAUCUUCUCCGAGAGCGCCUUGCGGAAGCGUAUGAAUUCAUCCUUGAGCUUGAGACUAUCGCUGCUGCAGCACCAACAAGUACUACUACCGCGGAUGGUAACGGGACUAUUCAAAAUGGUGGUCAAGGUUUUCAGCUAGACAAGAAGGUCCUUGCUAAGCUAACCCGUGCUGUCUCAAAGGAACAAAUCUCGCAAUAUCACCAACCAUCACCGUUGCCGAAGUCACCACUUCUUGAAGCCUCAGGCUUGACCCCGAAAGCUUCAGCCGCCUCACUGCUUGCAGCUCUUCCGCGUCUGGACCACUCCGUCCGUCUCCUGUUUGACACAUUAGACGUUUCCACUGUGCUUCUUAUGUUCACCGCAGCUUUGCUGGAGAACCGCAUUUUGUUGGUUUCGUCAUACUUUUCUGUGCUCAUGAAGGUUGCCGAGUCUCUGCGAGCACUCAUGCACCCGUUGUUCUGGCCUCACGUGUACCUUCCUGUUCUUCCACGUCGAAUGCUUCAGUAUCUUGAAUGUCCGACGCCUUUCAUUUUUGGCGCCGAGAAGCAAGCGCUUGACGACGCGCAACGUCAAGUUAUUGAAGAAGGUGGUGAUGACCUAUUUGACGGGGCUGGCGAAGAGUUGCUAGUUGUGGACUUGGACAAGGGAGCUGUUUUACGCGGAGAAGUACCUUGCACUCUUCCUGAUAAUGUGCGGUUUGAUCUGCGGGACGCACUUUAUGAGUGUCUCAAGCCUAAUGUGAGUCGUAGUGACCACGUGUUCGCUCAUCACUUCCCGAGUAAGCCACUCGUGUUUCCUGAGGUCGCUGUCCGCGGGCUUUUCUUACGAGCUGUUAACAAGCUCAUCGGUGACUUUGGUUACCACCGUUACGUUUGGACGGACGAGUUUGCGCGCAAGCGCACCGUCUUUUUUGACGAGGCCAGCUACCUUGCAGCUUCCACACCUGACAUGCGCGAGUUUCGAACACUGUUCAUCGCCACGCAGGCUUUUUCAGAAUUUAUGGUCACACAUCACGGUUUUGAGGAACAACCAGGCCAGUCAAAUGGCAUUACGAGACCGUCAACCACAAGACCGUCUACCACAAGAGCGUCUACCACAAGAGCGUCUACCACGAGACCAUCUACCACGAGACCAUCUACCACGAGACCGUCUAGCACGAGAUUGUCUUCUACGAGAUCGUCGACAUCCUCGACGUCCUCAUUGCUGCCACAAGAAUAA